Rhagoletis pomonella (apple maggot) is the source of this 362-nucleotide messenger RNA. RefSeq lists its product as uncharacterized. Gene Ontology annotation, biological process: mitochondrial respiratory chain complex I assembly. The record is from RefSeq and is a predicted model, not a curated record. Lineage: Eukaryota; Metazoa; Arthropoda; Insecta; Diptera; Tephritidae. Gene Ontology annotation, cellular component: mitochondrion. Bases 60 to 257 code for a protein of 65 amino acids. The transcript has a single exon.
CAGUCAAAUCGAAAGUAAUCAGCGAGAAAACAAAGUCGGUAGUGCGUUAUCAUUAGAGAAUGGAAUCAGUGCGUAAAGCCAAACAGAGGCUACGCAACUACCCCGUGCUGCUGGGUAAAUGCGCUGAUAAAGCAGCAGUCUAUGCGGCAUGUGUGACACGAGAUUUAAAUGUGCAGCAUCAUAUUUGCGAUAAGGAAUUCCAACAGUUCAGUGAAUGCUUACAGAAAGCAGCAAAGGAAAUGAAAACGAAAUUGUAAACUGAUUUAUUGAUUUAGAUACACAAAUGGAAAAUUUUCGUAACGAAUGCAUAUAAAACUGAUAUGGAUAAUCUAUUGGAACUCAGUAGGUUAGUUGAAGAGUAA